Molecule: messenger RNA, 624 nt
Organism: Procambarus clarkii (red swamp crayfish)
Lineage: Eukaryota; Metazoa; Arthropoda; Malacostraca; Decapoda; Cambaridae
Source: RefSeq, a predicted model, not a curated record
AUGCAGACUCAGGAAGAGACCCGAGAUGUAGACUCAGGCAGAGACCCGAGAUGUAGACUCAGGAAGAGACCCGAGAUGCAGACUCAGGAAGAGACCCGAGAUGUAGACUCAGGCAGAGACCAAUCCACCACUGUGGUUGGUCUCUAUGGAAUACUUCUCUGUGGCAUAUCUGUAUAUGCUGCAUCCAUCUCUGUGGCUCAUCUGCGGAUGUACCAUAUCAUCUCUAUGAGUCGUCUGGGUCUAUAUCCAAGUCUUUUCAAUGAGUUUUCAGGAACACCUAGCCUCGCCCCUCCAACACCUGGCCUCGCCCCUCCAACACCUGACCCCGCCCCUCCAACACCUGACCCCGCCCCUCCAUCACCUGACCCCGCCCCUCCAACACCUGACCCCGCCCCUCCAACACCUGACCCCGCCCCUCCAACACCUGACCCCGCCCCUCCAACACCUGACCCCGCCCCUCCAACACCUGACCCCGCCCCUCCAACACCUGACCCCGCCCCUCCAACACCUGGCCUCGCCCCUCCAAUACGUGGUCCUAGACGCGAGCGACCACAGUAUCCUCCAGGAGAGGACGAGCAUGAAGAGCUUUCACCAGCACCUCCCCGAAGGAGGCGUGCCUGUUGA